This is a messenger RNA of Zingiber officinale, 2856 nucleotides long. Its product is annotated as probable serine/threonine-protein kinase kinX. The coding region runs from base 968 to 2566 and encodes 532 amino acids. The transcript is spliced from 2 exons. NCBI's taxonomy places the organism in Eukaryota, Viridiplantae, Streptophyta, Magnoliopsida, Zingiberales, Zingiberaceae. The record is from RefSeq and is a predicted model, not a curated record.
AGUGAGGGGAAAAAGCUGGAUUCAUUUUUUUUCUUCUUCUUUGGAUCGCCAUUUCUGCGCAUUAAUUAGGAGAAAAAUUGGUUGAUCUGCGCAUAAACAUCGAUCCCUUUGCUUUUGGUAGUUAGGGCUCAGUGUUUUCAUCCCAACGCCGCUGGUUGGUAAAUGGCUCCACUGGCAUGGGGAAAACAAAAGACAAAAUGCAUAUCAUUUGGAUGUCAGUGAUUGCAUUUAUUUCGUCAGGCAAGAUCACAUGCUUGCGAAUUAUUGGUUCGCUCUCUGCAUUUGCAAACAAUAGUAUGAUCUGAAAGUAUGCUAAUUAUAGUACAGUAGCUGUUUGGUAGAUGCCUUAUAUCGAAAUUCUUCUUUGAAGCAGAUAAAUUGGUAAAAAAAAUAUUUAAGAUAUAUAUGAUCUAGAUCGAGGAACAUGCUUCUUUAUCUUAACCUUCUUUCAGUUUGAUCGAUAUAAAUCUUCUCUUUUUUUUAUUUAUUUGUUGUACUAGUCAAUUUUCUGGUUUUUUCUGCUUCUUUUCUAACCAAAGAAACAAUGGAACUCACGAAGAACACCUCCUUCCAAAGUUUUCAUGGCACAUCGACCAUUCUACAAAUGAUCAGCAUUGUUAUUGAUGGAGUACUAUUUCAUACCCCUCACGUUAUAAAUUUAAACAGAAAAAAAGAGCUAAUUUGCAUUUUGUGUUUGUAAGAUCCUUAAGUUCAGGUUGUUCAUAUCUGGAACUUUCAUCACACAUUGGCAGAAUACAUGUAGUUUUCCCCUCUCUUCCUUUCUCUGGGAAUACAAUAUUUCAAAUGACCAUAUAAACUCAGCAAUAUGACAACAUCUAGCGUAUGGAAAGCUGUCAUUGAUCGCAACUGAUUCAGUACUGAAAAUAAUAAGAAUGAAGAGACGAUCAGACCCUCUGAGAGUAAGACUGAUACAAGUGUUGCAUCGGAAACUACUUUACUAGAACCUAUGGUAGCAAAGGAAGAUAUGGGCAAGUCGAGGACAAUCGACAAAACAGUCGUACAGGAGAAAGAAGUACAUACUAGGGUAUAUAAUCUGGAAAUGACUGAAGCGGAAAAGAAAGAAACAGAAGAACACCCUACUAAGAUUAUUCCUGAAACAAACACAGAAGAACCACACAAAUCUGAAGAACACCGUGUUGAGAAGAAGGAAGUUGAGCUGCAUGAACCAGAACAGCUUGAAAUGAAGGAAGCUGUGCCGCAUGAAGCAGGAGAACAUUCAGUUGAUAUAUCUAAUGUGGAAGUGAAGGAGGAAAAUCCACAUGAAACCGAAGUGCAACCUAAUGUGACAUCUAUACUUGAACAGAAGGAAGCAGAACGGCAUGAAACAGGCAAGCAAUCUACUGAAUUAUCUAAAUCUGUAAUACCAGAGGCAGAAGAGGAAGAGGAAGAACAACUUAAUGAAGUAUCUAGAAUCGGCACCAAGGAAGCAAUACCACAUGAAACAGAAGAACAAUCUACUGAGGUAGCUAACGCUGGAAAGGAUGAAACUGAAUCCCAUAACACAAAAGAACCUACUGAGGUAUCUAAACCAGAAACUGAGAUGGAAACACAUGAAAAGGAAGAACAACCUAAUGAAGUAUCUAAAGUUGACAUGAAGGAAGCAAUACCACAUGAAGCAGAAGAACAUUCCACUGAGGUAUCUAGUGCUGGAAUGAGCAAAGCUGAACCACCUAACAUAGAAGAACAACCUACUGAGAUAUCUAAACCAGAAACUGAGGUGGAACCCCAUGAAAAGGAAGAACAGCCUGAUGAAGUAUCUAAAGUCGACAUGAAGGAAGCAGUACCAUGUGAUAUAGAAGAACGAUCCAUUGAGGCAUCUACAGCUGGAAUGAGCAAAGCUGAACCACAUAACAUGGAAGAACAACCUACUGAGGUAUCUAAAGAAGAAACUGAAGUGGAACCAGAUGAAAAGGAAGAACAGCAUGAUGAAGUAUCUAAAGUUGACAUGAAGGAAGCAAUACCACAUGAAAUAGAAGAACAAUCCAUGGAGGUAUCUAGUGCUGGAAUGAGCAAAGCUGAAGCACAUAACAUAGAAGAACAACAUACUGAGGUAUCUAAACCAGAAACUAAGGAAGCAGAGCCACAUGUUGCUAAUGCUGAAACAAAGCUAGCAGAACUAAGUACAAAUGAAAACCCCACUGAUAUAGAAAAAGAACCUACUGUGGGAUCUAAAGCUGAAAUGGAACAAGGAGAAUCACGAACAACAGAAGAAGCUUCUGUAGCAUACGAAGCUGAAAGAAAGGAAGCAGAACCUCAUGAAAUUGAAGAACCUUCAACUGAGCUAUCUAAACCUGAAAUGAACGCAGCAGAGCAACUUGAAAUAGAAAACCAAUCUAUUAAACCUGAGACUACUGAAGCUACUAUAAAGGUUACGACACUUGAGACCUCUGUUCGUUCUGCAUCAACAAAUUGUGAUUCAUAUGCAUCCAAUGUGGAACCAUUGGACUUAGAAGCGAAAACCUUUAUCGACACUGCUAAAAUGGAGAAGAUGGAACCCAUUUUCACACAAGGAGAUAAAACGGUCCAGGAGAAAAUAGAUGCGUGAUUCCAUUCUCUCAUUAUUGCAAAGUAUUUGCAAACUCUGUUGGGCAGAUCUGACGGAAUUAUUCUUCUUAGCUUUGAGUGCAUGGUUGUGCAAUGUGUCUAGCCUCUGCAUGUAAUUAUCUGCAUUUGCUGUCACCCUUGUGUCUUUCAUGAUUUGCAUCUCUAUUUCACUGUAAAGUAGCAUAGACAAGGCAACAAAAUUGGCUUUUUGUAUUUGUAAACUUACAUUCCUAUUCUCAUAUAUUGUUUCGCAAGAAGGUCCAAAUAUAAACUUUGAACUAUUUUCUUCUA